This is a messenger RNA of Pelobates fuscus (common spadefoot toad), 888 nucleotides long. RefSeq names its product NK2 homeobox 2 (gene NKX2-2). NCBI's taxonomy places the organism in Eukaryota, Metazoa, Chordata, Amphibia, Anura, Pelobatidae. The transcript is spliced from 2 exons. Gene Ontology annotation, molecular function: DNA-binding transcription factor activity, RNA polymerase II-specific; RNA polymerase II cis-regulatory region sequence-specific DNA binding. Bases 43 to 858 code for a protein of 271 amino acids. The record is from RefSeq and is a predicted model, not a curated record. Gene Ontology annotation, biological process: cell differentiation; regulation of transcription by RNA polymerase II. Gene Ontology annotation, cellular component: nucleus.
GCAUACUAGUAUUUUCAAGUUUGCUGCAGUCAUUUCAGAAGAAUGUCUACUUUAACCAACACAAAGACUGGCUUUUCUGUGAAAGACAUUUUAGAUCUGCCUGACACCAAUGAUGAAGAAGGCUCCAUUGCUGAAGGUGCAGAUGAAGACUCAGAUGGACCCGAACCACCAAAAAAAUCUGGAGUUUUAGGGCAAAGCCCCCUAGAAACAGUGCAAAGCUUACCUUUGAAAAAUCCUUUCUAUGACAGCACUGAUAACCCUUAUACUCGUUGGCUUGCAACAACAGAAAGCAUCCAAUAUUCGUUACAUGGAUUUGCAUCCAGCAAUUCCCAGCAAGACUCCUCGCCCAAAUCCCCAGAACCUUCUGCUGAUGAAUCCCCAGACAACGACAAGGAAAGUUCAAGCAACCCGGACUCUGGGAAGAAGAGGAAGAGGAGGGUGCUCUUCUCCAAGGCUCAGACUUACGAGUUGGAGAGGCGGUUUAGACAGCAGAGAUACCUGUCAGCACCUGAGAGAGAACACCUGGCCAGCCUCAUCCGACUCACCCCCACCCAGGUGAAGAUCUGGUUCCAGAACCACCGGUACAAGAUGAAGAGGGCAAGGGCAGAGAAAGGUAUGGAAGUCACCCCUCUUCCCUCCCCUAGACGGGUAGCAGUGCCUGUCUUAGUCAGGGAUGGCAAACCAUGUCACACCCUCAAAGCUCAGGACUUAGCAGCUACAUUCCCGGCUGGCAUCCCAUUCUCUGCAUAUAGCGCCCAGUCCUUACAACACAUGCAAUACAACGCCCAGUACAGCUCUGCCAGUAACCCCCAGUACCCAGCACAUCACUUGGUGCAAACCCAGCAGUGGACGUGGUGAACUUUACUCACAGACUGACCUGCUCCCAAA